AUGGCAACAAUACAAACUCACCUCUCGAUAUUGGAAGCCAAGGCAGCAAGCCACGGUUCCCUACCUUUACUCAAGAUCCCAAAUGGUGACUUGCCGGACAAUGGCUGGAGGGAUGUUACUUUCGCCCAAUUUUUGAACGAUGUCGAAACCUAUGCUCGAUACUGGGUACAGGAAUUUUCGAAAGCAGGAUGGGAGAAACAGUCUAUCAUUGGCAUCUGGCUUAAAGGCACGUCAUAUCUGGAUCUUGUGAACAUUUGGGCAGUUUCUAGAGCAGGAUAUAUACCCCAGCUCAUUUCAAUUCGUAUGCCCAACCCAGAUGUGGUAUUCGAAAUGCUCAAGCAGGCUGGGGCUGCGGCACUGAUCGUUGACCCAAGUUUCGAGCCGCUUCUCACAGAAACUACAUUACCGAUCUUGUUCAGCGCGAGCUUGACAUCCUCAAGUGGUGACGGUCUGCCAAAGCUACCGCAACUGGACACACCCCCAGACCCUAACGACACAUUGAUGAUCUUCCACACAUCCGGCUCGACAUCCGGAAACCCUAAAUUAGUACCCGUAACUGCACGCUGGUUGGAUUUCGCAAUCGAGAAGAUGAGCCACUCGAAACUGUUAUCUUCGUCCGGAAAGCAACAGGUUGUUGUAUCUGGUGGGAGCUUUUGCCACAUGGCAAGCAAUCUUCUCAUGUGGGGAUACAUCUACCGAAGCGGAUGCAUCAUUGUUCCAACAGAGCUUCCGUACUCUUCUUCAGAGCUUAAACAGAUGGUGUCACAGUGUGGGCUGACAAAGUUGAACAUGUUCUCGGGGUUUCUUUCCAAAAUGCUCGCUGAGGCUCGUCAUGACGAAUCUGUUUUGGCUAUGCUGAAAGACUUCGAGUACGUGGUCUACAGCGGAUUGGUUCUUAAUGAAGAAGAUAGAGCUUGGGCACAAAAUCAAGGUCUUAAACUUGUCAAUGUGUUUGCAUCUACGGAGGUAGGCGUCAUGCUGCAGUCGGACGAACCAUCAGGGAACAUCCUGAAACCAGCCCCAGGAACAAUCUACGAAUUCAUCCCUCUCCCUGAUACUCUAUCCUUAGAGAAGCCCCUACUGGAAUUGGUGGUCUUCCCAGAAUCGAAAGAUUGCCCUCCAACCCAAUUACGCAGCCCUGUCACGGGAAAGUUUCACACGGGAGACUUGUUUACCGAAGAGGAUCCCGGGCUGUACACUUUUCAGGGCCGAAAUGACGCCUGGAUCAAGAUGGAGAAUGCUAUGCGAUGCAACACCGCAGAAAUAGAAGAGAAUGCAAUGCAAACAUGCGGUGCGGAUCUCAUCGACGUGGCAGCUGUUGUUGGUGCUGGUCGUCCAAGUCCAGUGUUAAUUGUUGAGCCAAAAGAGGGCAAAGCAAUAUCCGGUUCCGAAAGCAGCAUCAAUUCUCUAAGAAGUGAGAUUUUGCAAAGGAUCUUGCCUUUUCAAAGUCGAAGAUAUAUCCAUGAGCGUGUGGAUAAUAUAUCCUUGGUUUUGAUUGCGCCAAGAGGAAGUCUCCCCCGUACGGCAACGAAGGGCAAUAUUCGGAGGGCAGUUGUUGAACAGCAGUAUCAGACGGAAAUGGAUUCUAUAUUUUUGCUACCAAACUGA
Messenger RNA from Pochonia chlamydosporia 170, 1608 nucleotides. RefSeq names its product acetyl-CoA synthetase-like protein. The record is from RefSeq and is a predicted model, not a curated record. Gene Ontology annotation, biological process: fatty acid metabolic process. Gene Ontology annotation, molecular function: medium-chain fatty acid-CoA ligase activity. Bases 1 to 1608 code for a protein of 535 amino acids. The transcript is spliced from 3 exons. NCBI's taxonomy places the organism in Eukaryota, Fungi, Ascomycota, Sordariomycetes, Hypocreales, Clavicipitaceae.